Molecule: messenger RNA, 624 nt
Organism: Volvox carteri f. nagariensis
Lineage: Eukaryota; Viridiplantae; Chlorophyta; Chlorophyceae; Chlamydomonadales; Volvocaceae
Exons: 5
Coding region: 1-624 (207 amino acids)
Biological process (GO): starch catabolic process; protein dephosphorylation
Cellular component (GO): chloroplast
Molecular function (GO): protein tyrosine/serine/threonine phosphatase activity; starch binding; carbohydrate phosphatase activity
Source: RefSeq, a predicted model, not a curated record
AUGGGCUGGAGUCACCUGAACCCCCUGGAGUACCAUUUUGAGCGGGGGCUCUACUACCACGAAAUCGUGCCCAACCUGAUUUGCGGCACACAGCCCCGCAAUGCCAGCGAUGUGGACAUUCUGGCGGAGUCGGAGCGAAUAACCCACAUCCUCAACCUGCAGCAGGACAAGGACAUGCACUACUGGGGUGUCAAGCUGGAGGACAUCCGGCGGGCCUGCUCGCGCCACUCCAUCAACCACAUGCGGCGUCCGGCCCGUGACUUCGACCCGCACAGCCUCCGUCGUACGAUCCCUGGAGCGGUGCAUUCCUUGGCUCAGGCGCUCAACAGCGGGGGCAGCAGAGUGUACGUCCAUUGUACGGCGGGACUGGGCCGCGCUCCGGCGGUGUGUAUUGCCUACCUGUACUGGUUCACGCAGCUGCAGCUGGACGAGGCCUACUCGUACCUCACCUCCCUGAGGCCGUGCGGGCCCAAGCGGGACGCCAUUCGGGGGGCCACCUACGACGUGCUGGCCAACGGCGCCGACUUUCAAGCCUUCGACUCGCUGCCCUCUGACUCCUUCGCCACUCUGACCGAGGACGACCGCUUCGCUCUGCAGUACCGGAUCCUCAGAGGCCUCUGUUGA